Messenger RNA from Podospora pseudopauciseta, 2025 nucleotides. RefSeq lists its product as uncharacterized. Lineage: Eukaryota; Fungi; Ascomycota; Sordariomycetes; Sordariales; Podosporaceae. The coding region runs from base 1 to 2025 and encodes 674 amino acids. The record is from RefSeq and is a predicted model, not a curated record. The transcript has 4 exons.
AUGUCGCCGCCUGCUUUCACCUUGACCUCACAUAGAAAACGGAGGGCUCAUCCCUUCGAGGAUCCCCCUUCAGAGCCAGUGCUCCAGGAUUGGACUUAUUCCUCAGCGGAGCCACCUGCUCUAUUCCACCUCAACACCAAGCUUGAUCAGUACACGCCGCAAGACUUCUCCAACAUAUACGUUGAGCUUCCGCUGGAGGACGUGUGGUGUCAUCCCCCGCUACGCGAGAGCGCCGCUUCCUAUCUCAAUGUGUCUGUGAACCAGGUCGAGAACUGGUUCGACUCGAGCAACUGGCACAACCCGCACAAGAGACAGCGUCUCAGCACACCAAAUCUCCUGAUGGCGCCCAAUUCUGGAGAUCUUAUCGGCCAGGGUGACCACGAGAAGUCACCUCUCUCGGGCGACGGCUGGCCUGGAUGGACCAGCCAGAGGCUGGCGCAAUGUUUUUCGAGCCUUUGCUCCCCAUGUGACCCCGCACCAAGCUAUCGGCCGCUUCCUCAGACACCAGUCUAUGAAUAUGGCCCAGCCAUGGCGCCCGUCCCUGGGCCCAGUAUGGCUCCCGUUUCACCGCAGGAGCGCACCCUGACGAUUUCGCCCUCAAAUCAAGCAAGUGUUCUCGCUCGUGAUGAUUCGGCAGCCAUGGCUCGAUAUUACCCGCCUCUGCAGCCGACACGCGUAGUAGGCAUGCCGCCAUCCACAACAAGGGAGGAGAUGGUCUAUCCGGUUGCGCCAUCGGGGCUUGGAGAUGGUCUUCAUCACGGACCUAAUUACACAGCUCCAGGAUCGCACUGCCUUAUGGGCUCCACCAUCAAGUCCGAAGCUCUUUCGGUCAUGUACGGUGGGGGGGUUGUCACCACACAAUAUGGCGCUUCAAUUGGAGAACUAGCUGGUCUUCAGGACCUCUACGGCCUGGGUCUCAAGGAUGACACUGAUAGGCCAGAUGGCCCAAACUUUGACACGUAUCCUGCGCAUAGAAACGUCCCGGCAAGACGAGGUGCAUUCAAGGAUCAAGAGCUGAGAGCCAAGACCGCGCAGACCAGGAAGAUGGGCAGCUGUAUUCGAUGCAAGAUGCAGCGCAUCCGUUGCAAUCUGGACCCUGAAAACGAGAAUGGUCCGUGCAUCGCCUGCAGAAAGGUCAACGUCAGCACCAGAAUUUACCGGCUCAACUGCUUGCGGUUGAAGAUUGUCGACUGCAAACUCUACAAGCCGGGCCAGGUUCCUGGUCAUGAGUGGACCAGCCGCUGGAAGGACAGCGUGCUCGAUGAUAUCGAGGUCUGGGCUCCUGGAGAGCAGAGGACGAUUCGUGUGACGGAAGGAUACACAAGUAUGUUUGUGGAGCUGCGCGUCAGGGAGUUUGUCCCUCAGCCAGGAGACAAGUUGGAGAGAACCUGGGUGGACAAGAACGGCGUGAAGCAGAGGCGAGAAAUCCCGCCGUUCGCCAUUGUCGAUCUCGAGGAUGCGAAAAACUCUUACAGCCGCUACAUCAAGCGCGGUCUGGAGAACUGCUGCAUGCGCCUGCUGGGUGCUCGGGACAAACUGCUUCACAGAACAUACUUUUUCGCCAUCAGCAGAGCCAGGGAUGACCGAGACCAUUCCUUGACGGAAUCAGAACGGGGUCUCUUGGGACUCACUCUUGACCUUUGGAUGACGGCACGGCUCACCACGAAGACGCUCGAGAUUAUCGGGAACGAGAGGCUUGGCAUGCCCCUGGACUUGAUCAACGAUCCGACCAAUGACAUGCACCGGAAGACACCUGUUCCACCUGUGCUCGGGGCUCAGAUCGAUUCGUUCUUGAUACACCAAAUUCAGUCACACCUCCGCCGAAAGACUCUUGAAGAGCUUCAAAAGAUGACGCAGGAGAAGAAGCAAAAGACAUGGCUGACUACCUACCUUGUGACUUUUAUUUUACUGCACAACAUCGGUCUUGUUACGAAGCAUGAUGCAAAUUAUGCCAGGAAGCAUGGGAUGAAGGUUGGUGACCCCGCUGUCUGCAAGUCAUGGGUUCCUGGAACUGACAAGAUGUGA